Capronia coronata CBS 617.96 is the source of this 1419-nucleotide messenger RNA. RefSeq lists its product as uncharacterized. Lineage: Eukaryota; Fungi; Ascomycota; Eurotiomycetes; Chaetothyriales; Herpotrichiellaceae. The record is from RefSeq and is a predicted model, not a curated record. The transcript is spliced from 2 exons. Gene Ontology annotation, molecular function: L-pipecolate oxidase activity; flavin adenine dinucleotide binding; sarcosine oxidase activity. Bases 1 to 1419 code for a protein of 472 amino acids.
AUGUCCAACAAGCUCGUCCCCCAGCAUGUCCUCAUAGUCGGAGCAGGUGUCUUCGGCCUGUCGACAGCGUUAUCGCUCCUCACCAACCCAGCGUACAAACAGACUCGGAUAACGAUCGUCGACGCCUCGCCGGCUCUUCCCAAUCCGCACGGCUCGUCGGUCGAUGCCAGCCGGAUCGUGCGGGCCGACUAUUCCUACAAGCACUACUCGAAACUGGCGCUCGAGGCGCAACAACUGUGGCGCGACACGACGCCGGACGGAUGGGGCGGAGAAGGCAGAUACCACGAGCCCGGAUACGCGCUGACGGCGGACGAGGCGGAGGGCGGACGAUACGUGAAAGAGUCGCUCGCCACGGUCCGAAGAUUGGCCGCGGAAGACAAAAACAAUCGCUGGGUGGAUGUGUCCAAGGUCAAGGAGCUGAAGAAUCCAGCCGAGAUCCGCGCCGCGACCGGCUACGACCAUGUCAGCGGGGACUAUGGCUACGUGAAUUUCAAUUCGGGCUGGGCCGACGCCGAGAAAAGCGUGGCGUACGCCCUGAGAAGGAUACGACAGGUCGGCGGUGACCGUGUGGUCGUCCGCAGCGGCGCGCAUGUCGCCAGACUGCUGGUGUCUGCCGAGCAAAAAUGCACGGGGGUCGAAUUGGUGGGCGGCGAGCAGAUCCACGCCGACCUGACCAUCGUGGCUGCUGGCGCUUGGAGCCCGACUCUGAUCGAUCUCCAAGGACGAUGUUUGGCCACCGGCCAGACGCUGGGAUAUGUGGCGAUCACCGACGAAGAGGUCAAAGCCAUGCAGGACAGGCCGACGUUCAUGAACCUGAGUAGCGGCAUGUUCAUCAUCCCUCCACGCACCAGGGAACUCAAGAUUGCACGACACGGCUUCGGAUACAGGAAUCCGGUCAAGAUCCCCAGGAAGAGCAUCGACCCGGAUUUCCUCAACAGCAAUCUCGAUCAGACGAAAAACGAGUAUGUCGAAGUGAGCGUCCCCAAGGUCGGCAUCCCCAUCCCGCUGGAGGGACAGAAGGCAUUGCGCGAAGCUCUUCGAAGCAUGGUUCCGCAGGUCGCAGACCGGCCAUAUUCUCGCACCAGAGUGUGUUGGUACUGUGACACUCCGACUGGCGACUUCCUCAUCACAUACCACCCGCGCUAUAAGAACCUGUUCAUCGCCACAGGAGGCAGUGGGCACGGCUUCAAGUUCUUCCCCGUCAUAGGCAACAAAAUCGUCGACGCCGUCCAGGGUACCCUGAAUCCCGAGCUGGCCCGGGAAUGGCGCUGGAGGACAGAUGCCGAGUUGGCGGCCGCGGGGUUCAGCAAGGACUUUAUAAGCUGCGAGGACGGCAGUCGAGCGGGACCCAGAGGCAUGAUCCUCGAGGAAGAGAUGGCGAAAGGGGAGGUGGCCUCGAGGGGCGCCUCACGUCUUUGA